CUUCCAAUUUCCAUGGCAGAUCCGACCUCCGCCGAGAAUUCCAAACCGCCGUCGUCAGCAAUAAUGGAAUCAAAGCCGCCGCCGCCGCACCCGCUCCACCAGAUCGCGGAGGCGCCGACGCAUCGCCUCCUGCUAAAGCAGUGGCUGAAGGAGGAGGAGCUCAUCCUCAACCGGAUCUCGCUCAAGGAAACGCAGAUCGAUUCCACUCGUAAGGAAAUAACUCAGCUCUACUGCCUCUUCUUCCUCUUCCACUCCACCGCUCUCCUCCUCCUCUUCAACGCCGCCACCGCGCGCGGCGCCGCCGCCAAUUUCUGCCGGAGAUCGUGGAUUCCGUCGCUCUGCUCUCUGGUCUGCUCGCUAGGGUUCAUAUGGGCGAUCCGUUACAAAAACGACGUCGAAUGCCACCUGGAGAAGCUUCUAGAACGGGAGGAGGAGGAUUCUGCGCUGCUGGGGAAGUGCGUGGAGGAGCUGAGGAAGAAAGGCGUGGAGUUCGAUUUGAUGAAGGAGGUCGACGCCCUGAGAAGGGCUAAGAGCCUCCGGGUGGGGUCGAACCCGGUUCGGAAAUGGUCCGGCCGGGACUUCGUUACCCUCUUUUUCUUCUCCGUCUCCUGCUUGGUGUUGGGCCUCACCAGGGUUAUUUUGUGCAGUUAG
Messenger RNA from Andrographis paniculata, 651 nucleotides. RefSeq lists its product as uncharacterized. Lineage: Eukaryota; Viridiplantae; Streptophyta; Magnoliopsida; Lamiales; Acanthaceae. The transcript has a single exon. The record is from RefSeq and is a predicted model, not a curated record. The coding region runs from base 13 to 651 and encodes 212 amino acids.